AGCGUGCUCCAGAAGCAGCGCCGCUUGUAUAACACCUGGGUUUUCUAUACACAAAGCAUCUCUUAGGUAAGAGUAUUUCCUCAUAGGACGGCGUUCGAGCGGACGCCGAUCAUGAUAACGAUGGGCGUACAAAAAUGGAGGAUCGACGAUAUGGUGCUUACGUAACACACGCGGUUUUUUUUUUUUUUUUUGAUACAGGCCCUGAUUAGCAUUCAAGCCGGUACAAUAACAAUAUUUGUUCGACUUUUCAGAGGGAGAAAAGUUGCCGAUACGACGCAUUUCUAGCAGACAUCCACCAAAUAAUGACUGUAAUCUGCAUGGUCCUCAUUUCAAAUUAGACUUCUCCGACCGCUUCAAUAUGCGGCGCUUCCCUCGACAAAUGGACGACCCUUUGAAACUGCGCACGUGCAGCUCCCGUGGCGCGCCGGACGCGGCAUUUGCGGUGUUGCAUUUUAUUAUAUUGUCUCAGAGAUCCGCCCGCAUAAAUAGCAUUCUACCCUCUGCGAAAACAGAUCAUGUAUUCGUAUUAGGAUCGACCCAUCCACGCCUUUUUGCCUCCGUGAUCGGCUUACAUUAAUUAUUUGGGUCGACACUAACAACGGAGGCCGGUGAGCGCACUGUAUAAUGCUAUCGCAUUAAUGCUUUCUUGUCCAAUGUCUCUUGCAGGAGUUAUAAUGCAUUGCAAGAAAUAUUUCACAAGAAGAUGAAGAAACACCAAAACCAAUUUCCAAGAUCUGAGUGUCAAAAUGUGAUAUUCUGGUGUUUUACGAGCCAAACCACAAUCUGAUUAUCAGCCACUCCGUAGUGGGGGACUCCGAAUUAAUUUUGACCCCCUCUGGUAUUACAACGUGCACCGAAUGCACGGUACACACGAAUGGCUUUUGCAUUCCGCCUCCAUCGGAAUACGGCCGUCGACGCCGCCACCGGGAUCGAACCCGCGACUUCGGGCUCAGCAGCGACACGCUAAAGGUACAGAGCCACCGCGGCGGAUAAACCUCUGUGUCAGAGGUUUAUCCUCUGACAACUGCGCAUGACAUAAAAAUAUUUUGAUGUUCUGUUCGCAGAUGUUUCAGUCAAAUUCCGGGUCGGUGUACCUUGAGAAACUCAACGAGUCCACAGCCGGCGUGUACAACUGCGAAGUCAGCUUGGAAACGCCUCUAUUCCGCAGCGUGGAAAGAGGGGAGCUCGUGAUUGCCGAACGGCUACCCGCAACGCCCCGUAUAUUAACCGACAGAGACACCUACCGCAUCGGGGACACCGUGAAGCUGAGCUGCGUUGGGGUUCGGUCCAAUCCGUCCCCGGCGCUUUCUGUGUUCGUGAAUGACCAGCUCGUGAACGACGCCAAGACCAGGCUGGAGGCACAUCCCGACGGGCUACCCACCGUCAGCGUUGAGACUACCUUCGCGCUGGGACAAGAAAAAGCGCAAGGCGGCCACGUUAGAGUGAGAUGUGAAGCUAUAUUCUCGGACGCCUUUUCGGCAACGGUCGAAGAUAACAUUCGCGUCGAGCCUCGGCGGCUGCAUUCGAGAACCUCCUCUCCUGAAGACCCGUGUCUCGAGAAGGCGUGGACAAUUUUCAAAAGAGCGUGGAUGCAUUUUGCUGAAGCUCACGACAACUCGGUCGAAAACGACAAUCAGACAUUUUCAACUGUUCAAUAAACGCAAGUGGCCGCACA
This is a messenger RNA of Dermacentor andersoni, 1675 nucleotides long. The record is from RefSeq and is a predicted model, not a curated record. NCBI's taxonomy places the organism in Eukaryota, Metazoa, Arthropoda, Arachnida, Ixodida, Ixodidae.